GCGCCACAUAAAUCUUCAGGUUCAAGGUUUAUGAUCCAUGAAUAUGCCUGUUAAAAAAUCACCUGUGAUUAAUCCAUUCGGAGUGAUAUCUUCCUCUUAUUAUGAACAACCCUUGAGGUUGGACUUGCAAACUUUAAGGAAAAGAAAAAGUAAUAAAUCAAAGCCACCAUUUUCAAUCACAAAAGAAUUCAUCUUGAGAUUCAACCAAACAAAAAAUCCAAAAGAGAAGGAAGAAUUGUUAGACCUAGCUAGAAAAAACAUUCUCAGAUUUAAGAGAAAAUUGGGUCUCAGCACCUUAGGCACCGGGAAACAUGUGCAUCUUCCUACUGCCUGGACCGAAAUAACAUACCUGGCUCAAUGCAAAGGAGAAAUUCAAGAUGAAGCUUUAAAUAUGCUUUACAUUUCCAUGGACCAUGCUUCCUUUGAUUAUGAUCACCUACCUGCCUUGUUUUUUCUUGCGGAAUCAGUUUUAUAUAGACUCUGCUGUGAUGCAUUCCUAAAGACAUACUUGUACACAGUUGAAAUAAAGCUAACAAAGAUUGGUUCUUUGAUCUUCUUAAGACUGUUUAUAUAUUUCCUGUAUGGUCACCUAGAAAAUUUUAAACAACAUUUACUUAGGCUUCAACAAUAUUUAUAUGCACUUUCUUUCUCUGGAGACUCAUAUUACAAGUAUCCAAACAUCUUUUCAAAUGUGCAAAUUAUUCUGAAAACCAUGGAAAUUAUAUAUGAAAGAGAAUUUUUACCUGGAUCAUUUUCCAGCCCUGUGGCAAAUGAGAAACAAUAUGAGAACAUAGAUUCUGAUAUGGAGGGAUAUGAAAUUAACAACCUGCUCUGGCAUUGUGUUGCUGCCUGGGUUUGUGUUCAGAAGAAGAGUCCUCAGCUGAAUAAGGUGCUUGAACAUCUCAUCUUUCACAAAACACAGCUUCAAACGAAAUGCUGGAUAGAUUCAGCACUGGCUUUGCUGGUCCUUGCAGAGGCUGCCAAAUUAAACAUGGCCUGCUUGAAAACUUUAAUGGACCUAAUGAGAGAUUUUCUUUUAAGCAUCAUGGCUGUUCAGAAUCAGAAAGAAAAAUGUGAAGUAGAUGAUUUUUCCUGGGCCUGGAAUAUAGUUUACAUAUAUAUAACAAUACUUGCAGAAACCUGCUUGUAUGCAGCCAUUUCCAAGUUGCGAAAAACUGCUUUUGUUGGUUUUUGUGACUGUAGAAGUUCAGAAAAAGAUAUUUUACCCUUGGACAAAUCAGAAGAACAGCCAGAAUUGAGAAAUACUAGUAUUUUAGGUCUUUUGAACUAUUUCUCUUCAAAAAUGUCAGAUAAUUGUGAUCAAGUGAUAUGGAUUGGAUACUACGGCAUAGUGUAUAACCUGGUAAAAAUGUCAUGGGAACUUCGAGGAGAUGAGGAACAAGAUGGACUUAGAAACUUAAUAUGGCAAACUUUACAGAAAAUAAAGGAUCAUGAAAAAGAUGGGCGGAUCCGUAAUGCAGUAAAUACAGCUAAGGCUGAGUUAAAUGACCCCAUGGAUCCUUUCACUAGUUAUAGUACAAAAGUUUCAUCAAAUGCAGGGGAUGAAGUUUUCUCGAAAUACAUAGGAUGGAGAAUUGCGAAUGCACUUUCCAAACUCUUCUUCCCUUCCACUAAUGCCUAUGUUCUUCCUUCAAAAAAACCAUUGAUAAAACGAGAUGGAAUGAAACACCUGUAUAAAAAGCAAGAUUGUAUGAAGAAGAGGGUUGUACAUUUUACUGUAAGGAAACAUCCGUCUGUAUCAGAACUCCCCAUGUUUCCAUAUCCAGAUUUUUUCACCAAGGGAGAUGAAGAAUUGACAAGAAUCAUUGACCAUCACUGGCAGGAAGAGCUAAAGAUCCGACAGAAAGAAGAUGUAAUAUGUGAGGCCAAAGAACGAGAAGAUAAAAAGUUAGAGGAAAAAAACCACUUCAUGGAAAUUAUGAAGAGAAGAGAAGAGAAGCUACACAAGAAAACCAAACCCUAUGAGCUUCCUCCUAGGAUUGAAGUAAUUGCAUUAGAAAAGAAAAUGACCUCCCCAAAUUAAGACCCAUAUGUCAGAAAUUCAUUGAAUGAAAAAGACCAAGAUAGGUACAUCUUAGG
Pteronotus mesoamericanus is the source of this 2100-nucleotide messenger RNA. RefSeq names its product transmembrane protein 232 (gene TMEM232). The record is from RefSeq and is a predicted model, not a curated record. Bases 38 to 2044 code for a protein of 668 amino acids. NCBI's taxonomy places the organism in Eukaryota, Metazoa, Chordata, Mammalia, Chiroptera, Mormoopidae. The transcript has 14 exons.